GCGCCGGAGACCUGGGGUUGGGCAGAGCUCAGUUCCGUGCAACUUUCAAGUGAGUUGCAAACUCCGCCCCGAGGCCGGUGCAGGUGUCCUGGCGCACUGGGGCCGCGGGAACCCGCACGAACGCAGGCUGCGACCAGCCACCCCUUGCCCGGGACCCACAGCGCCCCCGGCAAGGGCCGAACGCCUGGUUCUCCGGGGCAGGAAGUGCGCGUCGGAGCCGUAACUGCCCGAGCGGCGGGGCGGAAGAGCGUGCCGGCCGGUACCGGCUCCCAACUCGGUUCCUGCCUGCCCCGGCCCACUGGUCUCCCCAUUCUUCAGGCUUCCAGCACUGCGGAGUUAGUGGGCGGUGGGCUCCGCCUCCACCAAGAGGCAGCCCGAGCGCCCCUGUGGUUCCCACACCUCCGCUGUUAAUCCCAUCCCAGCUCAGGCGUGAGCGUCCCUCUGGGCCUCUUCCUGGAGGGAUCUCCCUUCGCUCCCGAGACUGCAGGAUGGUGUCCUGGAUGAUCUGUCGCCUGGUGGUGUGAGUAUGGCCGCUCUAAUACCCUCUCUAUCCCUGGAUGUCAGCCCGCCCCUGGGGUGGAAGCUGGGAAUGUCUGGUGGAGAAGGGGGCUUUUUCUGAGCUAUGUCACACCUUUCCCCUCCCUCCAACAUUCACCGCAAGGGUUAACGGACCUGCGGGCCUGCACAAGGCAUUGGGCACCGUGUGCUUGUCGCCCUGCACUCAAGCCUACUUGGCUGAUGGCGACCCCCUGCAGUCGCACACACACUGCAGGCAGGCUGGUGUUUGGGAUGCUGUACCCAACUUAUGCUUCCUACAAGGCUGUGAAGACCAAGAACAUUCGUGAAUAUGUUCGGUGGAUGAUGUACUGGAUCGUCUUUGCACUCUUCAUGGCAGUGGAGACCUUCACAGACAUCUUUAUUUCCUGGUUCCCUUUCUACUACGAGAUCAAGAUGGCAUUUGUGCUGUGGCUGCUUUCACCCUAUACCAAGGGGGCCAGCCUGCUUUACCGCAAGUUCGUCCACCCAUCCUUGUCUCGCCAUGAGAAGGAGAUCGACACCUACAUCGUGCAGGCCAAGGAGCGCAGCUACGAGACGGUGCUCAGCUUUGGGAAGCGGGGCCUCAACAUUGCCGCCUCGGCUGCUGUGCAGGCAGCCACCAAGAGUCAGGGCGCACUGGCCGGAAGGCUGCGGAGCUUCUCCAUGCAGGACCUGCGCACCAUCUCCGAUGCCCCCGCCCCCACCUACCAGGAUCCCCUCUACCUGGAGGACCAGGUACCCCACCGCAGGCCACCCAUCGGGUACCGGGCAGGGGGCCUGCAGGACAGUGACACCGAGGAUGACUGUUGGUCAGACACAGAAGUGGUCCCCCAGCCAUCAGCGCGGCCCCGAGAGAAGCCUCUGGGCCGCACCCAGAGUCUGCGUGUGGUCAAGAGGAAGCCGCUGGUGCGGGAGGGCACCUCGCGCUCCCUGAAGGUUCGGACGAGGAAGAAGACCACGCCUUCAGACAUGGACAGCUAGGGUCUGUGGAGCCUGGCCCGGUCGUACUUCGUGCCCUGCAGGGCGUUGGGACUGUUUGGAGGGGACCUCUGGCUGCACGUCUGGCCUGCCUGCACCAGCUGCCCGGGUGCUGCCCUCCUGACUCUUGCUGUCGGUUACGGGCCACGUGUGGGGCUGCACCCAUGAUGUACCAAAGCAGGCUGGGCUCAGGGUUCUAUUUAUUGUCCUCCUCGCCCCUCUACCUUCCCAGGUAUGGAACCAGAGCCCUCCCCAGACCCCUGAAAAAUGAAACCCAAAGCCCACCCAGCUGUGUUCGUUCCUUCCUGUCCUUCAAAGUACUUCACAGCCUUCUCCAAGGCCGUGUGUGUGUCCUGGUUGUGUGGUUUGUGUUGGUGAAUGAGGCCAGGUUUGUGGAAGUUUUGAUAAAUAAAUGCGUAAAAGUG
Molecule: messenger RNA, 1940 nt
Organism: Balaenoptera musculus (blue whale)
Lineage: Eukaryota; Metazoa; Chordata; Mammalia; Artiodactyla; Balaenopteridae
Gene: REEP4
Product: receptor accessory protein 4
Exons: 8
Coding region: 739-1518 (259 amino acids)
Biological process (GO): endoplasmic reticulum tubular network organization
Cellular component (GO): endoplasmic reticulum membrane; endoplasmic reticulum tubular network; cytoplasmic microtubule
Molecular function (GO): microtubule binding
Source: RefSeq, a predicted model, not a curated record